UUACAAACAAAAAGGCAAAGCAAAAUGCAAAAGCCCUAACCAGCAGAGAAAAAAAAUUGAAAAACCCUGAGGAAUGAACUCGAUAGCGAGGCAAGUGUCUACGAUCUUCAGGAUUCCUAGUCAAGGAAUCAACUCACUGUGUCGGGAGCUACAUCCUUAUCAGACUCGACAAUGGCGGGGAAUUAGAGUGAAAGUAUGGAACGGGAACUUAGAGAGGGCUCUGGCGUUUAUGCAGAGGCAGAUGCAAUCGAGCGGGAUCGAACGGCUGAUAAAGCGUGAGCAGACUCACCACAUGAAGAAUUCAGAAAAGAGAGUUUUGGCACGCAAAAAUCUCCAGCGUAAGAUUCAAUCUCAGGAAUUGGCUCGCAAGCUGAAGUCCAUCCUCAUCAAGAAAGUGAGGGGUCUGUGAGAGCAGCUCUGGAAUGCCUUUCCUGUUUUGGCGGAACUGUUUUAGGUGCUCAACUUGCAAUUAUUAUUUAGUUUCUUGCAAAGUCACGGGUUCCUGCUCUCUUCUUUUGUGUUACAUUGCUUUAUAAGCAAUACGAAUUCAGUAUGCUUUUGGUGAAUUUUGAUAAAUUUCACGUCAUUUGAGGCUCUAUUCUUUGCAUGAAUUGGAAUUGUAAUGCGAUGCUAUGUGAAUUUCUACUGUGGCUUGCAAGAUGGGUGAGAACUAGAAAUCACUUGUAGGAAUGUGUUAAAUUGUUCAAAUAUAAUAGUCUGGGAAUAGUAGUCUUGUUUUCCUUUUGGUCACCGGAAUCAGGGAAGAACAUUUUCUGACCAUUGGGCAAAACAUAGAUUCAAUAUUUUCUUGAAGCAUCACGAAAAUGCAUGGGAAUUGAAAAAAUUUGAGAUAUUUUCUUA
Molecule: messenger RNA, 861 nt
Organism: Jatropha curcas
Lineage: Eukaryota; Viridiplantae; Streptophyta; Magnoliopsida; Malpighiales; Euphorbiaceae
Product: Ribosomal protein S21 family protein
Biological process (GO): translation
Cellular component (GO): ribosome
Molecular function (GO): structural constituent of ribosome
Source: RefSeq, a predicted model, not a curated record